Columba livia (rock pigeon) is the source of this 1959-nucleotide messenger RNA. It is a transcript of the gene MNX1, whose product is annotated as motor neuron and pancreas homeobox 1. The coding region runs from base 217 to 1479 and encodes 420 amino acids. The transcript is spliced from 3 exons. Gene Ontology annotation, molecular function: sequence-specific double-stranded DNA binding; DNA-binding transcription factor activity, RNA polymerase II-specific. Gene Ontology annotation, biological process: spinal cord motor neuron cell fate specification; endocrine pancreas development; regulation of DNA-templated transcription. The record is from RefSeq and is a predicted model, not a curated record. Gene Ontology annotation, cellular component: nucleus. NCBI's taxonomy places the organism in Eukaryota, Metazoa, Chordata, Aves, Columbiformes, Columbidae.
CGGCGGGAGCCACCUCGGCCGGCAAAGCCAGGCAAGCCCCGCGGCUGGGAGGCCUCUCCUCGCCGACAGGAGCCAGUUCUCCGUCCGUACACCGGACUUUCCCCUCCCGUUAACCCCAACCCACUGCCCCCUCCUCUCCGGGAGUCCCCGGGGGUGGGCAGGCUGGAAGGGGGCGGGCCGCCCCCGCUCCGCCGUGACAGGUGGGCGAAGGGGCCAAUGGCGGGCGAGGCCGCAGUGGCGCCGGCCCAAUGGGAGCCGCCUGCGGCCCUUGAAGGGGCGCGCCGCGGAGCGCGGCCGCACUGCCGCCCGCCGCUGCCGGGAGACGCGGCCGGCCCGGGGCCGCCCGAAGCGCCGCGGUCCUCCCGCCUCAGCCCCAUGGAAAAGUCCAAAAAUUUCCGCAUCGACGCGCUGCUGGCUGUCGACCCUCCCAAGGCGGCUGCGGCGGGGCAGAGCGCGCCGCUCGCCCUGGUCACCUCGCUGGGCGGCAGCGGCAGUAGCAGCAGCGGGAGCGGCAGUCCCCCGUCCUCCUCUUCCUCUUCCUCAUCCUCUUCAUCUUCCUCCGAGCAUCCCUCCGGCGGCCCCGCCGACUGCCUGCGCACCGACAGCCCUUCUCCGCCGCGCCUCCUGGCCGCCCAUUGCGCUCUGGUCCCUAAGCCCGGCUUCCUGCCCGGUGCUGGCGCCGGCGCCCACCCGCAUCAUCACGCCUCGGCGGCCGGCAUGGCCCUGGGACUGCACCCCGCGGCUCCCGGCGGGCCGGGCAUGCCGGCGCAGGCGGCCCUCUACGGGCAUCCCGUGUACGGCUACUCGGCUCUGGGCGGGCAGCACCCGGCCCUCUCCUAUUCCUAUUCGCAAGUGCAGGGAGCGCACCCAUCCCACCCCGCCGCCGACCCCAUCAAGCUCAGCGCCGGCACCUUCCAGCUGGACCAGUGGCUGCGGGCCUCCACCGCCGGCAUGAUCCUGCCCAAAAUGCCCGACUUCAACUCCCAGGCGCAAUCCAACCUGCUGGGGAAGUGUCGCCGGCCCCGCACGGCCUUCACCAGCCAGCAGCUGCUGGAGCUGGAGCACCAGUUCAAGCUCAACAAGUACCUCUCCCGGCCCAAGCGCUUCGAGGUGGCCACGUCGCUGAUGCUCACCGAGACGCAGGUGAAGAUCUGGUUCCAGAACCGACGCAUGAAGUGGAAGCGCAGCAAGAAGGCGAAGGAGCAGGCGGCGCAAGAGGCCGAGAAGCAGAAGGGGGGCGGCGGAGAGGACAAGGGGGAUGAGGACCUGAUGCUGCCCGCCCCAGAGAAGAGCGGCGGGAGGAGGAUGCGGGAGCUGCCCGACAGUGAGCCUGAGGACGACGAGGAGGAGGAGGAGGAGGAAGAGGAGGCGGCAGCGGCAGGGCGAUGCUGCCCUUAUCACUCCUCUGACUGCUCUGAAGCAGAGGAGGAGGACACGCAGCCCCGGGGCCGGCACGGAGCCCCAGCCCAGCCCCAGUGAUUCCCCCCAAAGGCCCGUCUCCCUCCAGGCGGGGGCUCUGCCCGUUUCUCCGGGGGGGCAGCCCCGUCGCUCUGGGUCGGCACCAGCCCCACUCCCCUCCUUGUUCCGAUUUCUCCCUGCUUGGAGGGCGACGGAGAAGAGGAUUUCCCCGCAUGUCGGGUGGGGAAGAGGAUUAACGGUGACUACAGUGUUAUUACUGACUGAAAAAUCAGAUAAAACUUGAGCCCCCCCCCCUCCCAUACUGCCCCCCUGGACGUGCGCUCCUUUUGCUGCAUAUUGGAAAUGUUUUGUUCUUACUAUAUAUCGGGAAAACCGUUUAUGUCAUGAACGUUAAAACUGCUGGAAAUCUCAAUACUUUCUUUAUUUUUGUAUAUUGUAUUUAUAAAAAAAAAAAAGCCUCUACUUAUGCAUGCUAAAUUAUUCCCCAUGCCUUCUCACCUGCGUGAUGGGGUGGAAAAUAAACGGUGAUUUGUACUUAAA